Messenger RNA from Mucor velutinosus, 1179 nucleotides. RefSeq lists its product as uncharacterized. The transcript is spliced from 3 exons. Gene Ontology annotation, biological process: pyruvate decarboxylation to acetyl-CoA. The coding region runs from base 1 to 1179 and encodes 392 amino acids. Gene Ontology annotation, molecular function: pyruvate dehydrogenase (acetyl-transferring) activity. NCBI's taxonomy places the organism in Eukaryota, Fungi, Mucoromycota, Mucoromycetes, Mucorales, Mucoraceae. Gene Ontology annotation, cellular component: intracellular membrane-bounded organelle. The record is from RefSeq and is a predicted model, not a curated record.
AUGCUUCGUCAAGCUUCUCGUUUGUUCGCUACUAAGCGCGUUGCCGCUUUCACUCCCAUGCGUGCUUUGUCUACUAGCAUGCCUCGCUUCUCCUCAGAAAAGUUGACUAUCACUUUGCCUGAAACCUCUUUCGAGAUGUACAACUGUGAGAAGCCUAGCUUGGAUGUUGAAGUCUCCAAGGAAGAAUUGCUCGACAUGUACACCAAGAUGACCACCAUGAGACGUAUGGAAAUGACUGCUGAUGGUCUCUACAAGGCCAAGAAGAUUCGUGGUUUCUGUCACUUAUGUAACGGUCAGGAAGCCGUCUCUGUUGGUAUGGAAGCUGCCAUCACAAACACUGAUCAUGUUAUCACUGCUUACAGAUGUCACGGUUUCACCUACCUUCGUGGUGGCACCAUUGAGAGCAUUUUGGCUGAAUUGAUGGGUCGUAGCACUGGUAUUUCUAAGGGUAAGGGUGGUUCCAUGCACAUGUUUGCUGAAUCCUUCUACGGUGGUAACGGCAUUGUUGGUGCCCAAGUGCCUCUUGGUGCCGGUGUUGCUUUCUCUCAAAAGUACCUCGGAAACCCCUCUGUCACUUUUGCUCUCUAUGGUGAUGGUGCUUCUAACCAAGGUCAAGUAUUUGAAGCUUUCAACAUGGCCAAGCUUUGGGAUCUUCCUUGUGUCUUUGUCUGUGAGAACAACAAAUACGGUAUGGGUACCUCCGAUAAGCGUUCUUCUGCCAACACCGAAUACUUCAAGCGCGGCGAUUACAUUCCUGGUAUCAAGGUAAAUGGUAUGGAUGCUCUUUCCGUUUACAAGGCUUGUCAAUGGGCCAAAGAGUGGACUACCUCUGGUAAGGGUCCUCUUGUCAUGGAAUUAGCUACUUAUCGUUAUGGUGGUCACUCCAUGUCUGAUCCCGGAACCACUUACCGUACUCGUGAGGAAAUUCAACACAUGCGUUCUACCUCUGAUCCCAUCACUGGUAUGAAGCACAUUUUGAUUGAGAAUGGUGUUGCUACUGAGGCCGAUCUUAAGGCUAUUGACAAGGAAGCCCGCAAGGUUGUUGAUGAAGCUCUCAAGAAGGCUGAAGCUGCCCCUGAGCCUCCUCUCUCAUCUUUCCACACUCAUAUUUAUCAAGCUGGUAGUGAACCCUCCAAGGUCGUUCGUGGUCGUGAACCCAACGAGCUUUACUACUAUUAA